GUGGCUUCGUUGCGAGAAGAGUUAUAUAUGAAGCUUGGUGAACUAGCUACAAUCAAAGAUUCUGCCAGUCGCACAAAUGCUCUCAAAUCAGAUAUGAUUGUACGGCUAGAAACUAAUCUAGCUUGUCAACGGGAAGAGUUCCAAAGAAAACUGAGCGAGCUAAGCGCGCAAUUAGCAUCCAGGGAGGCGGAUUAUCGCUCAGUCACCACAGAGUUGGCUUUGGUCCGUGAGCAGCUUUCCAAUACAAGGCCGUCCGGUAAUCAAGAUCGAUGCAACGAGUUUUCUCCUGCCUCUCAGUUGAUAGCGUCAAUGAUGACCUCCCCUUUUGGUGUUCUUACUCCCACCGGAAAGCUCAACCAGGUACCUCAGAUGACUCUUCGUUCGCCAACAAGCAACCAUCUGCCAGCACCUGUCACACCCGUGCCAAGUAGACGUCGUCCUGUGAUGGAUGGCACAUGGAGACUAGAAAAAAUGAAUAAGAGCGACAGGGGAAACCAAAUCGCUGCUACAACACUGAAUGAAACGGAUCAGCCGACCAUCCAAAACGAUCCAAUUAACACUGCUGAGGCGGCUCUGAGUUAUCAAGAAGAAAAUGAGGUAAAUCCACGGAAAAGGCGUCGACAUAACCGAUCGUUGAGCAUAUCUCCAGUGCUUCCGGAAAGCAACGGUAUAAUGAUAUCUACGGUUGACACAGCUGUUGAAACAGAUCCACCUGUUCAGAUGCAAUCAACUGAUCAUCUCGGUGCACUGCGCUAUCGCAGCGGUACUCUGUCGUCCCAUUCCGAAGGCUUUGCUUGUUGCUUUACUGAGCCACUCAAUUUACACAGUCUCGCGUCAUCUCUUCUCUCAAUCACUGUAACUGAAUCUCAUAUGCGGGACUCACAAAUACUACCGUAA
This is a messenger RNA of Echinostoma caproni, 897 nucleotides long. Lineage: Eukaryota; Metazoa; Platyhelminthes; Trematoda; Plagiorchiida; Echinostomatidae. The record is from the annotation of a GenBank genome assembly.